AUGGAAGUUCCACCCAUCGUACAACGACCGCCGCUGAUCUGCACGUACAACAUUCAAAAAUUCUCAAAGCAGUCGGCGCUCCCUAGUGACGGCAUUUGCGACCAGAUAUACCUGGACUCUCUAUGCAGAGCUCCACCCUGCAGCGUACCAUGGACCCCUACAGGAGUGACCACAGAAUUUCUCGACGUUGCUAAAAUGGCAAGAACCGGCGGGAACAAAACAAGGCUGGGCCUGGCUUUCGACGCCCAUGCCAGUAACGGCUUAUCGAUCUUCAGCAAUGGCGACGAUAAGAAAAGAAUUACCGAGGAGCUGUGGAAUACUUACAAAUGUUCCCACUAUGCAAGUCUUGACCAUAACAUUCGCUCAUUUACCAGCCCGGCGGCGGCAUCGCGAUUAUGGAACGAAUUGCUGUUCUUAAGGACUCAUGUGAAGAGCCUCAGUGGAGUUCAAGACGAUUUCGGCCUGGUGCUGGGUAUCUUAAGUACGGACAUACCAAAGAUGAUUGCAAAAGUGCUUGACGACUACGAUAGAAAACCCCCGUACCUUACUAAUUUCGUUAUCAUCAGCCACACAUCGUUCGAAAACUACGCCUUGGCACCAUACGGUGAUACAGCCAGCUUUGAUUUGACGAACUGCUAUAUUGUGCCACCUACUAUACAUAAUUACAGCAGCCACUACAACCAGACCUACUACACCACUUUGGCGGACUCAAGGAAGUUCCUUAAAAAACUUCUCAAUGCGACUCAGACGGUUCCGACUGCUGUUUCAGUGACGCUGAAGGGCCGCUGGUUUACGUCAAAAGCUCCCGUAGACCAAAACAGGGACCUUUUCAAGAAGUGCACGAAAUUCAACGAAACCACGGAAGCAGCACCGCACUCAAUGUGUGCCUUCAAGGAGCGAGUCAAAGAUUUAAAAUUCAGCUUCGCCGUGUACGACAUCGAUGCGGACGAGUCCUCGAACCCGUGCCCAAAGGUACAAUACACGGGCCAGUACAAUAGGCUGAAGCUGCUCCGUAAGCUGGCGGACUUCAUGGAAAACUACACCAACAAGCAGGACUGCGAAAGUGUUUCCUAG
This is a messenger RNA of Dermacentor silvarum, 1074 nucleotides long. RefSeq lists its product as uncharacterized. The coding region runs from base 1 to 1074 and encodes 357 amino acids. The transcript is spliced from 7 exons. The record is from RefSeq and is a predicted model, not a curated record. NCBI's taxonomy places the organism in Eukaryota, Metazoa, Arthropoda, Arachnida, Ixodida, Ixodidae.